AUGGUGGUUCUCUCGCUCAAGCAAAGUGAAUCAAUUAAAUUGUUGUUUGUUGAACAGGGGAAGGGAACAGGAAGCCUCGGAAAGAGGAGGAACAAGAGUCACACACUCUGCGUGCGGUGCGGCCGUCGUAGGUUUCAUCUUCAGAAGAGUCGCUGUGCUUCUUGUGGCUUCCCUGCUAGCCGUAUCAGAAGAUACAAUUGGAGUGAGAAGGCGAUCCGGAGGAAGACUACUGGAACCGGUAGAAUGAGGUAUUUGCGUUACGUUACUGUCCGCUUCAAGUACAACUUCAGACAAGGUACUCAGGCAGGCCCGAGGAAGAAGGGAGCUUCAGCCUCGUCUUAA
Molecule: messenger RNA, 342 nt
Organism: Quercus robur (English oak)
Lineage: Eukaryota; Viridiplantae; Streptophyta; Magnoliopsida; Fagales; Fagaceae
Product: 60S ribosomal protein L37-1-like
Exons: 4
Coding region: 1-342 (113 amino acids)
Biological process (GO): translation
Cellular component (GO): cytosolic large ribosomal subunit; ribosome
Molecular function (GO): RNA binding; structural constituent of ribosome
Source: RefSeq, a predicted model, not a curated record